GUCUUAUGUAAAACAGCAACAUUGUGAGAGCGAUAUCAAACUGUUGUAUUAGAUUCAUUCUUAUCGGUAAUCGUGGUCACGAAGAACGACAAAGAUGGCGAAUAAUGUAACUGGAAUGUUUCUCCGAAAAGAAGUCGAAGAACUGCGUAAGAAAGGCGAAGACUGGGGUCUCAGCAAAGAACAAAUUGACGAAGCGAUUCUUCGAGCACUUGGAGAAAGAUCUCCAUCAGGUCCUAAGAAUCGAAGCAAAACCAAGGCAAAGAAACACAGUUGUUUCAGUGUCUGCUUAAAGUUGACAGCAUUUGUGAUGCUAUUGCCCAUUCUUCUCUAUACCAUAGUUACAGUGAUCACUGUAACAAAUGCAUCCUUUGCAUUGUACAUUGGGCAACUGACUGCGGAUUAUCAGUAUCCACUGCAACGUUUUGUUCGUCUUAUGGCAUUACCACUGCACCAGUUCUACGACUUUACAAAGCUAAGUGCCUGGGACUGCAUGGUAGAUAACCCUUUGUAUGUUCCAGAAAAACCUGAUUGUGUGAUAUGCAGUGAAGUGAAGACAAUUGCCAGCCGAACUAGUGCGAAUCUGACCAAAGCUGCCUUCAAGAAUCGAUUUUAUGAUAGUGCGUCACCUGUUGUGGUGAGGGAUAUGCCAGGUUAUAGGGAUGCAGAGCACAGUUUUGAAAAAUUCAUGGAAUUUUAUCGUUCUCAUCAAGCAGCUCUGGAGGAGGAUACAUGUGAGCUAAGGAAAAAUGGAGUCACCAAUGAAUCAAUCCAAAAUGUUGCAGAAUUUCUUGGGAAGUGGGACCAUUACCAGCCUAAUGGAGACAUCAUAGGGUGGAAAGUUUGUUAUGGACAGGGCUUGAGAUUGUUACGAUCCAUGUUUCCUCGCCCGUACUGUAUCCAUAGUGAAGGUGCUUUAGACAAAUGGGUUUAUCUCUUACAACCAACCCAGGAAAUAACAGAAAGUAACCCUCAGCCAAUGACAGAGGUGGCACAAGGCACAUUUGACAAUGUAUGGAUGGCCCAAGUCACUGGUGCAACACAUGUGAAUCUUGAGCCAGUCGAGGACUGCCAAGACAAUUGUGAGAAGUUUGAGUUUACACUUAAACAAGGAGAUGUCUUUUUCUUCUCCCAGCAUACUUGGGUGGUCAAUUUUCAGAAUCAAGGCAAAGAACCUGCAAUGGUGUUCACCUCUUCAUUUGCUUAAUAAUGCCCUAGGAAAUAAACUCCAGACGGAAAUAGAUACAACUUAAGCUAAUUACAACGUAAUGCUGAUGUAAUGUGUUAGGUAAAAUGGAAAGUGUUUUGUGAGAAGGGUUACUGAACAAUAAAGACAUUGAGAGACUGAAGAA
Stylophora pistillata is the source of this 1349-nucleotide messenger RNA. RefSeq lists its product as uncharacterized. The record is from RefSeq and is a predicted model, not a curated record. NCBI's taxonomy places the organism in Eukaryota, Metazoa, Cnidaria, Anthozoa, Scleractinia, Pocilloporidae.